This is a messenger RNA of Panicum virgatum (switchgrass), 942 nucleotides long. RefSeq lists its product as uncharacterized. NCBI's taxonomy places the organism in Eukaryota, Viridiplantae, Streptophyta, Magnoliopsida, Poales, Poaceae. The record is from RefSeq and is a predicted model, not a curated record. The transcript has a single exon. Bases 250 to 609 code for a protein of 119 amino acids.
UAGCCAAUAAGCUUUUGCAUACAUGAAGCAACUUCCAUUGGUCGGCCAGUGGCAUUCGUGAAAUACGCUCUUCAUCGUGUGGCAAAAUUCACAAAGCACUUCCUUUAAAUACAACAAUCUACUUGUGCCUCCAGCCCCCUCCUCACUUGCACAGAUCUUCCAAUUCCACAGUGUGCCUCAAGAGCUCACCACAAUUCAUCUCGCUCCUAAAAUUUGCAGCUAUCUAUCGUCUAGUGAUCAGUCAUCGUCAUGGGAAAUUGCCUGGUGAUUCAGGACAGGAAGGAGAUCAAGAUCAUGAGCGUCGACGGCAGCGAGGUCCUCAAGAUGCCGUCCCCCGGCAGCUUCAAGGUCCAGGACGCCCUCACCGAUCCCGGCGUGCUCCCGGUGAAGGCGCCGGCGGCUGCCGUCGACCCUGCAGGCGCCGUCAGGGUGAAGCUGGUGAUCAGCAAGCAGGAGCUGAAGAAGAUGCUCGACAAGGAGGGCAUGUCGCUGGACGACAUGGUGUCCCUCAUUCGCAAAGAGGCAAUCGAUCGUGAACAGCAGCAGGAGGAGUGGUGCGGAGGGUGGCGCCCUGCGCUGGAGAGCAUACCGGAGGGCAGUGAUCUAUAGCAGCCUGGGGAUUGUUCAGAUAGAUAUCAAAAGUUGCAGAAAAGAAAGGUUGCAAGAUCAUCGAUCCUGCUUACAAAAGUUACAGGGUACGUUUUGGAAUAAGCGCAAGAAAAACAUAUGGUAGAUAGCAUAUAUAUAUAUAUAUAUAUAUAUAUAUAUAUACAUGUAAAUAUAUAGAGGUAGUGUUGAUAUAGAUAUGGAACGAGUUUUGAGAUAGGGAUUCUCUUCAUCUUUUCUUGCUGCUCACAUGCAUGCAAGCAUGCAUGCUUGUAAAGAAGAGGUAAAGAUUUUUUUUGAAGUAAAAGAAGAGGUAAAGAUGGUCCUGGAAAUCAA